Molecule: messenger RNA, 891 nt
Organism: Aspergillus glaucus CBS 516.65
Lineage: Eukaryota; Fungi; Ascomycota; Eurotiomycetes; Eurotiales; Aspergillaceae
Exons: 8
Coding region: 1-891 (296 amino acids)
Source: RefSeq, a predicted model, not a curated record
AUGCAUAACACCUACCUUGUAUUCUUGGGUAUUGGCACUGCCAUGAUCUUCAACAUGCAGUUGCUGGCUAACGCACAAAGCCCAGAAUGGGUUUUCAGUGCACAGGUUUUAAAUUUACAGUACCUUCAGCUGUAUUAUUCAACCAAAGAAGUCAUCCCGAAUAUUUCGCCAGCUCCUGACGUUUCAGUACUUGCAGAACUGUUCGGAUUCAUUGGCAAGAAUCCCACGCCUCGAAAAUACAUCGGGGCGGGGGAAAUGCUGUCGAAAACAGAAGCAGAAACAGUCAUGCAAUCCUCGAGCAAGAUCCAUCUCACUGAUGCAGAGAAAGAGCAGUAUAUCCUUUCUGUUGCUCAGACACUGUCAUCCGAGGACAUCGACGAUGUCAUUGAGAAGACAGCCAAAGAAGCCUACCAAAAUGCAAAGGACGUUCAGUCUGCAUUUAUGAAAGCUACUGUUGGGCUUCUCGUAGGGCUAAGAGAAGAGGGGUUAGUAUCGGACAGACUUAGUAUCCCUCUGUCGAGGAAUAUUGCCCAGUACGGAGAUAAAUUUGACGACGAGGUCAUUUCUCUCUGUACGAAUCUAGACUUUUCAAUUGACCAGCGUAAAGCGAAGAUCGCGCAAUACAUCUCGAUUGGAAGACCCAUUGGCCUUGGCACUAUUCCAGCGCCGAAUGCGAGUCUAGCCAUCAGUUUCGCAAUCCAAUCGGAGGCAGCAGGAGGUGUCUCCACGCAUGCGUACAGACGAAGUAUCUCCGAGGUUAGAAGAUGUAGUGGCUACACUCAGCUCAACUCAGCUGGUCAUGGCUUUGCGAAUGUCCUCGAUUUCGAAAAUGUUACAUGCCGUAUUCUCAGGAGUCUUGAUAAUGCACAGCCUAUCGUGAACGACUGUUGA